GGUUUAAGAGCCGCAACCAACGACAUGAUAAAUAAAAGUUACCGCUAACAUCUCUGCCGAUGACAAUGUCGCAUUUAAAGUAAUAACGGUCAAUAACAGUGUCCUAUCUUUACUACGGCCGCUGCACAAAUAAUAAGUUUUCUUUGUGUGGCAGUAGUGAGCUGACGUCAGGUCGGUUCCUUGAAGUGGAGCUGAAUAAACCUUGAGAAGAGUCUCCUUCAAUCUGCUGUUAGUAACUAACACACACACACACACUCACACACCGAGACUCAAUUACUGCCCAAUUCCCUUCUUUAUCAUUCGUCCCCGACCUCUUUCAUAACCAAAACCGACCAAGGAAAAAAAGAGGAGAGAAGAAGACCGACCCGAAGUGUUAGUUGAACUAAAAACCCACGUUGGAAAUAAGUAAAGUGUCGAAACUAAAAAAAGGUGUUACAGCAGUUAUGUCAAAGAGCUGAAGACAUCUCUAACAAUAUGGAGUCUGGAGAGCGGCUGGCCUCCCCUGCGCCCACCCUGUCUGCUGCUCGCACCUCCUCCCCUGCGGCCUCUUCAUCCUCCUCCUCCUCCUCCUCUUCCUCCUCUUCGUCAUCCCCUGCUCCCCACUCUAAGAGCAGCCUGGCCCCGAGCCCCUCAGCACUGGGAUCCACCCUCAGCACCUCUGGCCGUCUGUUUGGAGCAGCAGGAGAGCAGCCCUUCAUUGGCUCCACAUUGUCAAGUGCCUUCCCUCUGGUCAACCACCCAGCCUUCGGAGCCCUCUACACUGCCGGAGCAGGCAGGCCUGAGUUUGGAGGCCUGGGCUCUCUGGGAAUGUCAGCUGCUCUGGCUACCCACCCCCAGCUAGGAGCCCUUUCUGAGUGGUGGCGAGCUGCUGAAGCCCACGGACGAGGAGCUGCUGCCUUUCUACCCUCUUUCAUCAGCUUCCCUCCAUUCUUCACCCCUCACAUCCAGCCCAACCACAGCGCUAGUCCUGUUCAGAUCAGGAUGCCAGGCAAGAACAGCCACACCCCAGCUAAAGGGGUGAAUGGAGCAGUGAAUGGCAGCGGGGUCUGUCCUCCCACCACACAAUCAGGAAGCUUUUCUGCGAGUCCGGCUCCUGUUCAGGCAUCGACUAAGCCAACCAAAAAUUCAAACCCCUCUAAUAGUCACCGUAGCAGCCCUCAGAACAAUCCAGCAGAGUUGGUGGAAAAGCCAAUCCAGAAACCUAAAGAGAAGAAGCCACGAAAGAAGCCAGCAGACACUUCUGUGGCAAGUAACAGUGAAUCCGGCACAUCCUCAGACAGCUCAAGUGACGGGUCCCUCAGCAGUGAUCUGGAAGACCUAGCAGAGGAUGACGAAGACGAUGAUGAUGACGAUGAGGAUGACGAAGAAGACGACAAACAGAGCGAAGUGUCUGACUCUGAGAAGCGGACAAAGAAGAAAACAAAGGUUUUGAUACACAGCACUGGAACUGCAAAGACUGACAGACCACUCUGUGGGGAUCCCCAUGACAAGAAAGAUAAACAAACCCAGAAGGUUUCCUCCAACCCCCCAACCCUUGUGCCCUUACCCUGCUCCGUCUCCCCUCCUGCCUUGUCCCAAACCUCACCGCUGGCUCUGCACGGCUCCAGGUCCUGGACAGAGGGGACACAGCAACACUUCAGUGUGAUUCAGUCGACUGGCCUGGCUGCCAACUCAAAGCCCCUGGCACUCCUCACUCAGCCCCGUAGGGAGUCUUCACCAUCUUCCUCCCCCAUAGCCCUCACCACAUCCCCAAAGGCGCUCUCCAGCACUGCCUCUCCCAAACCUCCCAAACUGCUGCCCUCCUCCUCCCCCCAGCACCUGCCCCUCUCACUCUGCUCUUCCCCUAAGCCUCUCUCCGUCCCCUCCCCCCCCCACUCGACUCUCCCACUGUCUACCUCCCCAAAACCUUUUGGUUUGACCUCAUCUGUAACAAGCUCCCAGAAGUCAUCGCUGAAGCCACCUCAGCACGCUCUUCCUGGCGCUGCCAAAUCCAACAAAAGGAAACUGCUGGAAGCUUCACUUGCGCAGAUCAAUGAGUUCCGGCUCAAACAGACUCUCAUGUCCCAAGGGCAGACGUUCCCAGCUGAGCUAAAGAAGCAGCAGCAGGGGCCAAACAAGUCUCCCAAGAGGACGUCUCUGUCUUCAUCGCCAUUGCCACCUGCUCCGCCUCCUCCACCCCAAAACAAUCACUCCAACCUCUUCCUCUCGAGUGCCCUGCUGGGCCUCCCCGAACCCCACCACCCCAAUGGAAUCAUCCAAAGCACCACUCAGGACACACCUUUGGCCCUCAUCACCAAACCUCGCAAAGACUCUGCCUCUCAAGGCAAGUCCCCUCAGUGCGACUCCGAUGCCGGGGCGAUGCCUGUCAAUCUGAGCACAGGGGCGAGCAGGACCCAAGCAACCGCCCAGGCUGGGCCUCCGUCACAGCCCCCCACUACCUCACCCCAUGCCACAGGCCAUGGAUCUAGAAAGAACAAGACCCCCAAGGGUAAGGGACAGACACCAGGGCUGGGACAGGGACAAGGACAGGGACAGGGACAGGGACAGGGACAAGCAGACCCUUUGGCUGCCUGGAAGGGGUUCUCUCAGAACCAUCUGGUACAGUCUCUAGUAGAUUUGUUUCGUGGAGGAGAGUCCGGGAUUGGGAUUCCUGGAGUUAGCAUCCCUGGAGUUGGAAUUCCUGGAGUAGGGAUCCCUGGGACAUGUAACCCCACAGCAGGUCUCCCUGCCAACAAGGAAUCUGACGACUCAGGAGAUGACGAUGAUGAUGAGGACGAUGAUCUCGAGGAGGAAGAGGACGAGGAGGACUCAGAUGAUAGUCUGUCAGAGUCUGACAGCAACUCAGACAGUGAUGUCUCCGGGAAGAAAGUGAAGGAGCUGAAGCUGCUGCCAUCUGGAUCAUCUAAAAAGGAGAUGACUCCCCGCAGGCUAACCAAAGGCCCAGAACUACUGAACACCUCAACCAAUCACACCGCCACCAGCUGCUCCCCUCUCAACCUACAGGUCAUCAAGACACCCACCAUUGUCACCAGCUCCAGUGCCUUGGCCUAUCACAGCUCUCCGGGCUCGUCCUCCUACAGCCUAGCCUCUCCGUUAGGCUUAGGGAAGAGGAAGAGGGUGAUGGAUGAGAAGGAGUUGAUGAUACCUCUGGAGCUGGGGUGGCGUAGAGAAACAAGAAUCAAAUCAGUGGCUGGACGGCCACAGGGCGAGGUUGCCUACUACGCCCCGUGUGGCAAGAAACUAAGGCAGUACCCAGAUGUGAUGAAGUAUCUAUCCAGAAAUGGAAUAAGUGGCAUCACGCGUGAUAAUUUUAGCUUCAGUGCAAAGAUAAGGGUUGGUGACUUCUAUGAAGCCAGAGAAGGACCCCAGGGUUUACAGUGGAGCUUGUUGAAGGAAGAGGAGGUCAUUCCUCGUAUUUUGGCCAUGGAAGGUCGUAGGGGUCGUCCCCCUAAUUCCGAGCGCCAGUUAGCAGGUGAAGGUGCCAAAGGUAACCGGCGGAGGAAGGGCCGACCCCCUAAUGUUGGCGAUCCGCUUGCGCCCGAGGGCCCCAGUCCCAGUGAGGUCAAACUUCUGCGCAAACUAGAGGCUCAAGAAAUAGCCCGUCAGGCCGCCCAGAUGAAACUGAUGAGAAAACUGGAAAAGCAGGCACUGGCACGUGCAGCCAAAGAAGCUCGGAAGCAGCAAGCUAUCAUGGCAGCCGAGGAGAGGAGGAAGCAGAAAGAGCAGAUCAAGAUUCUCAAGCAGCAGGAAAAGAUCAAGCGUAUUCAGCAGAUUCGGAUGGAGAAGGAACUCAGGGCGCAGCAAAUUUUGGAGGCCAAACGGAAAAAGAAGGAAGAGGCCGCCAAUGCCAAAAUACUGGAGGCUGAAAAACGGAUAAAGGAGAAAGAGUUGAGGAGACAGCAGGCAGAGAUCCUCAAACACCAGGAGUUGGAGAGGCAUAGACUAGAUAUGGUAUGGGAGAGGGAGAGGAGGAGGCAACAUGUAAUGCUGAUGAAGGCUGUUGAGGCUCGCAAGAAAGCAGAGGAGCGUGAGCGCUUGCGGCAGGAGAAAAGGGAUGAGAAGCGCCUGAACAAAGAGCGUAAACUGGAGCAGCGGAGGCUGGAGCUGGAGAUAGCAAGGGAACUGAAGAAGCCAAAUGAAGACAUGUGUCUGUCUGAUCACAAGCCUCUCCCUGAGUUCUCCCGGAUUCCUGGACUCAUCCUGCCAGGUCGCGCCGUGUCAGACUGCCUGAUGCUGAUGCAGUUCCUGCGAGGCUUCGGGAAGGUUUUGGGGCUUGAUUUGAAUGUGGAUGUGCCCACCCUGGGCAUGCUACAGGAGGGCUUGCUCAAUGUGGGGGACAGCAUGGGCCAAGUCCAAGACCUUCUCGUCAAACUGCUUUCUCUGGCAGUCUGUGAUCCUGGUUUGCCGCCUGGACAAAAGACAAAAACCAUGCUGGGAGACCACCUGACCAAUGUUGGCAUCAACAGGGAUAAUGUGUCUGAGGUGCUACAGAUGUACAUGGGAGCCCAUUGUGCCAAUACAGAUCUGGCUCCUCUGGCCCUCAGUCUGAAGACCAAGGCCUUCCAGGCCCACACGCCCGCUCAGAAGGCCUCAAUUCUGGGCUUCCUGGCUAAUGAGUUAGCCUGCAGCAAAGCUGUUAUCAGCGAGAUUGACAAGAGCCUGGAUCAGAUGGCAAACAUGAGGAAGGACAAGAUCAUCAUGGAGGGAAAACUGAAGAAGCUCAGGACCAUAUAUGCCAAACGCACUGGGAAGAGGGAGGCCAGCAUGGGCGUGGAAGAGAACCAGUCUGUUGGGACUCCGUCCUCAGCUGCCAAACGCAAGAGGAAACUGGGUGGAGACAGCGACGAUGAUGAAGAUGAUGAUGACGACAGCGAUGAUCCGGCUGAGGAGGAGGAGGAUGAGGAGGAGGAAGAAAUGAAGAAGGUUAAAAAGGUGGAGACAUAUGAUGAGGAUGAUGUUGACCAAGCCACCAGUAUUGAGGAGCUGGAGAAGCAGAUAGAGAAGCUGGCCAAGCAACAUCAUCAGACCAGAAGAAAGCUGUUUGAGAUCUCCCAUUCUCUUCGCUCCAUGAUGUAUGGCCAGGACCGCUACCGCCGCCGGUACUGGGUGCUCCCCCACUGCGGAGGGGUCUUCAUUGAAGCCAUGGAGAGUGGAGAAGCACCAGAGGAACUGGAGGAGGAGCGACAGAGGAGGAGGAGGGCAGCAGAAGAGGUCAAGGUCAAAGAGGAACCUCAGGAGAUCGAGUUGGAGAAGGAGAAACCCAUCAACCUGGAUGGGCAGAGCAUUCGAACACAAGGUCUGGAGCAAGAGAAAGAGGAGGAAAAGGAGGAGGAGGGGAAGAAGAACUCCCCGACCCUCUUCUACCAGCAACCAGGCUGUGUAUCCCAACUGUGCACACUCCGGGACAUCAGCAAGGACGUUGGCAAAGAAACUGUGAAGGCAGAGGAGAAAAAGAAGGAGAGUCCCCAUGUGAGACAAAAUGGCAGCCCCGUGGGUACUCCUAAUGCCACAACCACAGUAACAUCAUCCUCCCCCACUCACAAUACCUCUGAGCCAGCAGUAGCAACAACCCCCUCCAUGGUGACCACUAAUGACACUACAAACAUCCCUCCCCCAGCCUCAACCUCUUUAUCUGUCCCGUGCCUGCCAGCCCUACGUGACAGCCCAGGGAACACUCCCCCAACCUCUGCUCCAUCCCCGCAGCUCUCAUUCCAAGCCAACGACCAGCUACUCAGAGUGCUGACAGAGAGGAGCGGGCACUGGUUCAGUCUGCUCCCUCGCAACCCCUGUGACCUCUCCUCCCUCACUACGACUCCUCCGGGAGCGCCCCGUGUGUCUCCUCAGGCAUCCUCCACCCCAGCCAGGCCCAGAUCCCCACCUCCGUCCCCUGCCCUACCUCUCACCCCUUCUGCUGCCUCAGCCUCCGCCAGCCCACACCACCCAGCUGGCCUCCUCAACUACCCGAUAUCAGCCUUGCAGGGGAAGUCUGGUGGCUCACUGCUAGGAGUUUCUUUCGGAAGCUGGCCCAGUGGCAUGAUAAGUCCCGGCCUGCCUCUGUGCAGCAGCCCAAGCCCCAUGCCGGGUCACUCUCUGGAGGGCAACACGGCAGCAAGUGUCUCCAGUAAGAGUGAAUCACCUUUACCUCGCAUUGAGAAAACCUCAUCCAUGCCCUCUCCUGCCUUGGAAAUGCCCAAAUCCCUUGACCACCCUGCACCUCGGCCCAUCCCAGAGGAGAUGCUGACGGGGUGGUGGCGGGUGUCUGAUAUCGAGGAGCUGAGGGCUUUAGUCAAUGCUCUCCACAGCCGAGGUGUCAGAGAGAAGGGACUCCAGAGGCAGAUGCAGAAAUACAUGGAGAUCAUCCCCCAGGUCUGCACCAAACACAAAGACGUGGCCAUGAUCGAGCUGCGUGAGCUGGAGGAGAGCCAGGUCAGUGUGGAGUCGGUGCGAGGCUGGUGUGUUGAGGAGCAGGCGAUGGAGAUGGACAUUGCUGUGCUGCAGCAGGUAGAGGAACUGGAGAGGAAGGUCACUGCAGCCAGCCUCCAGGUCAAGGGCUGGACGUAUCCGGACCCUCAAUCUGAGCGGGAGGACCUGGUGUAUUACGAGCACAAGCCCCCAACAAAAUCAACACCAGCAUCGGCGGCAGACAAGGACUCCAAGGAGCAUCCAGAGGAGCGGGGGGAGAAGGGCGGGGUGAUGCGUCACCCGGACAACCCGCUGGACAUAGCAGUGACACGUCUGGCUGAUCUGGAGCGCAACAUCGAGAGAAGGUACCUGAGGAGCCCCUUAGGUACCACCAUUCAGAUCAGGCUGGAUAAUGUGGGUACGGUCACUGUCCCUGCCCCCGCCCCAUCCACUAGUGCUGACAGGGAAGGCGGUGAGGAGGAGGUGGCCCACGGUAUGAAGGUGUGGAGGAAGGCCCUGAGUGAAGUGCGUAGCGCUGCCCAGUUGGCCAUGUGUAUCCAGCAGCUGCAGAAGUCUAUUGCCUGGGAGAGGUCCAUCAUGAAAGUGUACUGUCAGAUGUGCAAGAAGGGGGAUAAUGAGGACCUCCUCCUGCUGUGCGAUGGCUGUGACAAAGGCUGCCACACUUACUGUCACAAACCCAAGAUCACCAGUAUCCCAGAGGGAGACUGGUACUGCCCGGCCUGCAUAUCCAAGGCAAGUGGUCCGUCCCCCAAAAGCAAAAAGCCUCAGAGCAAACCAGUAGCAUCCAGCGGAGGAGGCAGCAAGAAAGGUGGAGAGGCGAAGAAGAACGGGAAGCAGACAGGCAACGGGGAAGUGUCAGAGGAUGACUCGGCCAGCGCCAGCAGCACGCCCAAGAAAGGAGCAAAAGACACCAGCAGGAAGAGAAAAACAGAGGAGGCCUCACCUGCUCUGCCAGCAGCCAAUCAGGAGAACCCUGUGUGUGUGAAGCGAGCUAAGACCGCUAGAGACAACAACAGGGACCUAGGAUUAUGCAGGGUACUCCUUGCUGAGCUUGAGCGGCAUCAGGAUGCAUGGCCUUUCCUCACACCCGUCAACCUGAAAUCAGUCCCUGGCUACAAGAAGGUCAUCAAGAAACCGAUGGACUUCUCCACCAUACGUGAGAAGCUUGUGAGCAGCCAGUAUCAAAACCUGGAGACUUUCAUCAUUGACGUCAACUUGGUGUUUGAUAACUGCGAAAAGUUCAAUGAAGACAAUUCAGAAAUUGGUCGAGCUGGUCAUAACAUGAGGAAGUUCUUUGAGAAGCGCUGGACUGAGCUUCUGAAACAAACAAACUAAAAGUCUGUUCAGAUUCUCCCCCAUAAAACCAUUCAACUUUUCAUAUCGGAGCACCAGGUUUUACUUUUGUUUUUAUUUCCUGACUGAGAAGAUGGCUUUGCAGGAUGGAAGAAGAAGAAGUCAAAUUCUUAAUAAGGAAGCCCGCUGUGUGCUUAAGAAAGAUGUCACCUUGGAAAAAAAAAAAAGUCAUUACAUGAGGUGCGCUGGAUUUAUUACAACAGGGAUAAAAGCCCCAAAGAGUCCCAGAGAAAUGGGGUGUCGUAGUGCAAUACCAUUCCCUGUCUCAGAACACUGCACUGAAUGAAUCCUCAACUGUCACUGAUGUGUCUGCGCUAGAAUACUUUCCACUACUUGUAAAUAGUCUUUUGUUAUUUAAUCGUAUUAUAGUGAAUGUAUUUAAUUUUGUAAUAAUUAUUUAUGAAUCAAGGUCCACUUCAUUUUCUAUGAAAAGGAAGAAUCAGCUGAACUGCUUUGAAUUAAAAAAAAAAGGAAUGUGUCUUUGUGUUGUAAUUUUUCUCCCAAAUAUCAAACAAAGCCAAGAAAAAAAAAAAAAGAAAAACUGUUUACACUGUUCAGUGCUUUGGGGCAUCAGAGGACUGUAUUCAUUUGUUCAAACUGUAAAACUGCAUUUAUUUACAGGAACAGCAGAGGAACAGUUAGACAAUGGUGAUUCAUGUGUAUAUACUGUUUAUUAAUGUCAAUAUUAUGUCUUGUUUGGAACGAUGUGUAAAAAUUGUUUAAGAAUAUUAAGAUAUUGUUUAUGCCUUAGAAUGAUUGUAGCAUUCUAUUUUAGUGAACGUGAUGAAACAUUAUCAUAAAUAUUGUUUGUACAGUAUAUACAUAUCCUCUGCAAACACUGUGGUAUCCUUAAUCUUGGUAGUGCCUACCCUUCCAACAGGGGCAUGUAGGGGAUGUUAUUGUUUUUAGUUUUCAUUCUUAUGACAACAUUAUUUUUUUAUAUGAUUUCAAUCCAACAAGGCCUCCAAAGUUGGACAGUGACACAGAAAUCAUUCCUCACCAUAGCAGAAAAAAAGAAAGGAACAACAAGCAUUCAGUUAUGCUUCCAUGAUGCAUUUCCUCGUAAUCUGCCACAAUACAGAGGACCUAAGGCCAUUUGUAACCACUGUGUUGAACCUUGCUGUGUGUUGUGGCCUGAUGGAGGCAGCUAGAUUUUUUUGUACCCAAGUCAAGAGUACUUGAAGUUACUUUAUUUAAGAUAUUGUGGAAUAAAAGUAUCAUUCUUUUGUAGGAGCUUUAUUUUUCACUAGUGUGUGGCACGGACCUAUUAAAAGGAUGUUUUUCAACGUAAA
Molecule: messenger RNA, 9068 nt
Organism: Lates calcarifer (barramundi perch)
Lineage: Eukaryota; Metazoa; Chordata; Actinopteri; Centropomidae
Gene: baz2ba
Product: bromodomain adjacent to zinc finger domain, 2Ba
Exons: 38
Coding region: 475-7758 (2427 amino acids)
Molecular function (GO): DNA binding; protein binding
Source: RefSeq, a predicted model, not a curated record